GGUCAACUCAACAUAAUUACACAUCAUGAAUGAAUUAUCGGAACAAGUUUCGUGCAAGAAAGUGAAUUAACAUUUUACAAACGUGCCGUGUGAGAGUGAAUGUGAAACUGUUAUUGCGCAAUGCAAAAAUUCUUCGGAGAUGAUGGAUAUUUAUAAUUUGACUGAUUAGUGCCUUACUCUUCUUAUUUGCGGACUGAUUUUCUGUGCUCUUUCUUAGUAGUGACAGUUAAGUAACGAACCGAGACGAUCAAGAGAUGAGCCCAAAGGAAAAUGCCUAAGGAACGUUCAAGGGAUGACAGCUGUAACGCUAUAGCUCGGCUCAUUAAAGACUUCUGUAGUUGCUCGGAGAACGGCGCGUGGUCUCCUGACAUGACGUCAGAUAAGCGCAAAGAUCCGCUUCUGAAAAGCGAGCUGACGAACAUGUCAGCAAUGAAAAGGAGGAUCAUGACGAUAGCGAAGCGAAAAAGCAGGGAACUACCGCCGGAGCCGAGCAAACUGAACUACGACAAUGCUCUUCUUGAAAAGAAAUCUGAAACGCUAACUUCAAACUUGAUCAACGCGACUGUGAGUUCCGAGAGCAGCACGCUCCGACGGAACAUCGACAAUUUUCUGCUCUCUAGAAGAAUGUUUGCGCUGGAAGAAGAUAUCUAUGAGAAGCCUAUCCAAUGCACUUUCAAAAACUCCUCGUACGGGGAGAACUGGUCAUUAAGUAAGGCGUGGAAGAACAACCACAGUGACUUCUUCCACCGUUCUCCACUUUUAGAUAAUGAUAGAUUAGUAGACCGUAGUUAUACUCAUUUGGAGCGGAUAGACGAAGUUCCGCGGAAGAAGAAACGGGAUAAGAAAUUGAAGGAGCAAAUUCGUUAUGAUAGGAAUAUAAAGCGUCACAUUCGUAUUCGUGUGAUGCUGUCUUUGAGGAUGAGAAGAUAUAUGAAGAGGAGGUUGAGGAAGCCAUUGCAGUUGGCUCAGAACGUGAAUGUGCCUCCGAGGAGGUUUCCCAGAGGGUCGUCUUUGACGUCUAGUUUUGGAACGCGGUCGUACAAAAGCGUUUUGACGGACAAGUUGGGGGAUGGUGCUGUGCUGUUCGAUGUGCACGAAGCAAGGAAUUCCACGAUGGAGUUGUGCCACGACUAUGAGGAAGACCUCGACACGCUAGAGAUUGCUUUACGCGCCGGCAAUUUUAGGAGCGGCCGCCUAGCUGUCGAGGGGUGGUGGUGCGGGCGGGCCAUGCCGGCGGGCGGGCGCGCCAACAACGGCGCGCUCGCGCUACACUACGCGGCCGCGCGAGGCUGCCUCGACUGCGUGCGACUGCUGGCCAACACCACGCCUGAUGUCUCGUGAGUAGCUAG
Messenger RNA from Ostrinia furnacalis (Asian corn borer), 1349 nucleotides. RefSeq lists its product as uncharacterized. The transcript is spliced from 4 exons. The coding region runs from base 271 to 1341 and encodes 356 amino acids. NCBI's taxonomy places the organism in Eukaryota, Metazoa, Arthropoda, Insecta, Lepidoptera, Crambidae. The record is from RefSeq and is a predicted model, not a curated record. Gene Ontology annotation, molecular function: protein binding.